GCGAGGCACACCUUGCCUACUAUGCCGUUUUUGUCUCCAGACGAGUUCAAAAACAAGAGUGACAGAGGUAGAGAGAAUGAGAGAAUGUGUUGUUGUUGUGAAAUCUCAGACCUUCAGUAUAACGUGCUUCAAGUAUCACGAAGCUGUCACCCAGGAUUCAAGAUAGUAUACUUCUACAUGGAUGAAAGACGAGAUGAUCUCAACCUCUGCACUUUGGAUGUUAAAAGCUCUUGUUCUUCGUUGUUGCUUCCAGAAGGCAGCUCUUCAUUCCUGCUUUCUACACCAAUUUUCAGUCUAAUCUAUCGAUCCCAACAUUGAGAGCAAUAUCUCAUGUGAGGAAGGACGAUAGGUCGUUCUUCUAGUGCUUAGGUUUUCCCGUCCCUCACUCCCCAAGGCAUCCCUCAAUCUUUCUUCGAUAAGUGUUCUAACUGCUGUGUUGCGAGGAAUUAAGCGAAGCUGUGUGAAAGCUGCUCCUGUCUUCCCCUUGUUUACAACCUUGUGUCAUUCAUAUAGCAUUACGAUUUCGAUCUUCCAACCGGAUUAUCGCAUCUAGUAUGUUAUCAAAUUUUCCUGUGAUUUUUAGUUACUCACCUUGAAGUACCACCUCCAGAAUCUUUUUCCUCGCAUCUCUUCCCUCAUCACGCAUUUUCCAGCCGUUCCAUCACCAAUCCAUACCUCUCCAUCCCCCCACCAGCGAAAAUGUCGUCGUCUAUUCAAUUUGCGCACUGGUUUUUCUGCCAUGUUCGCGACGACCCGUGGCGCCUCCUCAGCUUUCUCAUCCUACUCUACGUAACUGCAGAAUCUCGUGUUCAGGCCUCUCCCGGACAAGGCAGUGAGCGGCUUUCCUUGCUACGCUCAAUUUACGGACUUUCCUAUUAGUCAAUCCAUCUACUGAAGCAUCAUCUCCUUGAAGCUGCCUCAUUCUUUCAUAAGGAGAAUGAAGCACCAAGAUCAUGCUUGCUUCUCACAGGAUGGACGACAGGGGUCUGUGAGCUCUAACCGAUUCUGUUCACUCCUCCGAAGACAUUUGUCGCGCGUUUUCGUGGUGUAUUCGGUCUUGGUGGGGAUUCAAGUUCAACAACAGUGAGCAGUGGCACUACGUCUCCCGGCCCCGCAUUGAAUGAAUCUGCUGCAUUGGCACGUCGAAUCUCGCCAGUUCUCUUCAUCUUCGCAAGCGGACGCCUGUCAAUUCUAGUGCGCUUCUUGGUGUUGAAGCGGCGUGACCAUGGUUCCUUGCUGCAGUAUGUUAAGGCUGUAGUAUCAUGUAAAAUAUCUUCUGAAGGCUCUUCACAAUGAAGGUACAGAAUAGUUGAAAGGCCUCAAAAACGUUCGGAUAACUUAAAAAGAGGCUCCAUGACCUAAGGAUCUAAAGAGUCUGAGUAAGUCAAAGUAGUCCACUACCUUCUCAUAUUUUCCUGCUUUUCAUCUAAGUCCCUUCGCAAAGAACUUGUGAAUGGCCGAGUAGUACCUUUCCUACGUCGUUGGAAUGUUCUGGGGAUGCGCAGCAAGAUCGAAGGUGAAAUAGCAAAAGUGAAGAAAUCUUUGGCUGACGAAUUAAGGCUGUACCUAAUACAUCUUUGGACGCAUGAUCCUUGAAACGUCUCUUCAUGGAAGUAGUAGAGUAUCCACCUAAGGGAAUAAUACGCUCUCCCCCAUACUUAUUCUCAAGGAUCAUGCACUUGAAAGAUGAAUUGCGGACAGCUCUAAACGAACUCGCCGCCGGAGUAUGUCGCGACGUCGUUGGUUUUGCGACGCUACCGCGAAAAGGGAUCCGGGAUCCGAGAGCAGUUGUAGCGAAUUUGAGGCUGCGAAACGCGAAGGAUCGGCCACUGUGGAACAGUGGCAAAGUCAGCGGCGGCGUCUACUUCGGUGAACGCCAAGAGGAUUCAAUGUUCGAAAAUAACUCAGAACGUUUGUUGGAUUCAGUUUGUAAAGCAACUACCGACGGCAUCGAUAGUGCCACGUAUCCAGGUUAUGAACCCAGAAUGACGUCAAUGUUCGAAAAUAACUCAGAACGUUUGUUCUUGGUUUUUUCAUCAAGAGAAGAUAGAACGCUUUGUACUCUAGCUCGUCGUCUAACUAAGUAGACUAUUUCAGCAACAGUAGGUCGCACUACAUCUCUUCAAUAACAUUACAACAGCCUAAUCGAAAACUGAAAAUAGCCGAAUUACUGACUGAAAUAAGAGACCUAGUCUCGACAGGCUACUCUUUCUUGUUCAGUAUCUCGGUUCUGCUCGUAUGUUAAUACUCGGUUAUUUCAGUUUUUCGAGUAGCUGUAUUUGUAAAGCAUCUCUCCUGGUGCUCAUCCUAGUUCUAAUAUCCCGGCGACUUCCAAAUGGAGUACGCUGAAGCCAAGGACGACAGCCUACAUGGAUCAGGGAACGCCUCAUGCUCUUCAAACUUAGAACAAAACCUGGAUAAAAAAGUGGAAGUUUUCAAGAUCUCAACAGCGCCAGAUGGCCUGCAGCUUGCGGAAGCACCCACUAGUGGCGCAACAUGUGGCGCGACGUCAUCAACUUAAGGCUUUGAACAACAAGUCAUGACUCUUACAGUUCGAGUAUUUUGAAGAACACCAGUGACUUUUACUUCUAGUUUAGACUUACAAUGCCUUAGUCAUCAAUCUAGGAUUUCAUUUCUACUUAUCAAAUUAUUUGGUGUGACGAAAUGGAUAUGAGGGAACGAAAAACUAAUAUCUAAUAUAGAUCAGACGAGAAAAGUGUAGAUUUGCGCACCGUGAUGACCGAAGCCUACAGAGAAUUUCAUCUGGCGAACCCCCUACACAGCGAUAUCUUCAACAACUGCCGACAGUUGGAAGCAGAAGUCAUCUCCAUGGUCAAGAAUCUUUUUGGAGCGGGGUACUUAUAUUUCUUGUAGAGGAACCUGAUACAACUAUAUAAUUUAUUUCUUUUAAUAUAGAACCUGAUACAUUCUUUUAGAACCUCCUGAUACAACGAACUACAUCAAUCUGAAUUUGAUGUUGAGUUUUGAUUGUCUAGGAGAUGGAUAUCAGAAUAGGGGUACUAUUAUAGCAACUUCAAUCUGCUGAGUUUAUUUGAUUGUCUAGGAGACGAAUAUGAGGUCUUAUCUGGCAGGUGUGGUUCCAUGACCACUGGCGGAACGGAGAGUAUCCUUAUGGCAAUGCUGGCCUAUCGCAACUGGGGUAGAGCAGAAAAGGGCAUCAGUAGGCCUAACAUCGUCGCACCCAUUACCGCACAUGCGGCAUUCGAUAAGGCGGCUCACUACUUCGGAAUCGUGCUGCGCAAGGUACUUGCAUCUAUGGAAGUAACAGCUUCCAUUUGAAAUUGGAACUGAUGUUUCUGUUUCGCAAUUUUGAAGACGUAGUACCUACGUCUACUUACCUAUAAUAUUAAUCCAUCGGAUGAAAAAGACCACAUGGUAUUUCUCCUUAUCAUACUAAAGUAAACUCGAGAUACACUACACAUGCACAUCAUGCUUCUAGUGUUUCUUUUUAUUGAGGUGGGCCUGAAAAAUCCCAAGGUCCCAUUACGUGGCGACGACUAUUCGCUGACGGAGGGGCGCGUCCAUGUAGAUGACAUCGCCAGUCGUAUCGACAGCAAUACAGUGGCUAUCGUAGGUAGUGCGCCCAACUACCCGAACGGCGCCAUCGAUCCCAUACCUGAACUUUCUGCCCUGGCAGAGAAGCGCAACAUUGGCCUACAUGUAGAUGCUUGCUUGGGCGGCUUCCUUCUGCCCUUCAUGCAGGAGGCGGGCGUGCCUGCGCCAGUGGCUUUUGAUUUCCGCGGAACGAAUACUGGAGUAACUAGUAUGAGCGUCGAUCUGCACAAAUACGGAUACACAGGGAAAGGCAUAUCACUUGUGCUUUUCAAGGACAGCGAGCUGCGAUCACACCACUUUUAUGACACGACCACUAGUACACGAGUUCAUCUUGUAUUCUUCAUGAACAUUCAUGAGGUUGAUGAUCAAUGGAUGGCUCGGAAAGAUUAAUCCGAAUCCCUGGAAAUAUCCACAUUUACAAGAACUACAAAUAUUUCUUACCUUCUAAGGUUCCGUCGCCUGCCCUGAUUGGACUGGAGGCAUCUACGCUUCGCCAACAGUCGCCGGAUCGCGCGAGGGGGUGCAUGCAGCGACCAGUUGGGCUGUUUUAGCGCAUAUAGGCCAUGACAGAUACGUCUCCUUUACUUAAGGCUACAACAAGAAAUCUAUCUUCACAGGCAUCUUGGUCCCAUUUUUCAAGGGACAAGGGGACGAAAGAUGCCGCCGAUGCUGGAUUCCUCCUAGUUCUUGUUCUAAUUUUCAAGGGAGAUCGUCACAUGCGCCAGACACAUCGCGGAGAGCAUCCGCACAGACCCAUUUGUGUCGCAGUACCUCGAACACAUAGGGCGUGCCGACACGAGUGUGGUCUGCUUUCGAGCAAGGGAUAAGACAACAGUAAACGUCUACGCUGUAGGAAUGGUCAUGAGCAAGAAGCAUGGGUGGAAUUUGAACAGCCUACAGAACCCAGCGAGCAUACAUCUUUGCGUCACUCUCCCAGUGGCGCGACUGAGCUAUAGCAACAUCAAGGCAUCCACCUCUACUGAAGAAGACCAAGGCAACACCACAACAAACGCGACCCCAAGUACGACAGCUACUACUUCAAUUAGUAGGUCCUCAAGGUCAACUACAGACUCAAAUAAUUAUAGUAGUACUUCUAACAAGGAUGAACUUCCAGAUGAUCCAGCUGCAGCAGGAGAAGCCCAAGCCUCUAUUUGUUCAUCCGGCUUCACGGGUAAUAGCGAAGAGCAUCCUUUCAUCUGCGAUUUGAAGGAUUCUAUUGCGACAUGCUUGAGGGAAGAUAAGUGGAAUAUGGAAGCCGCGAUUGGCGUUUACGGCAUGACAGCGAGCAUACCUGAGUCGGUAACAGGCGACCUCACGAAGGUUUAUCUCGAUGUCUGUUCGCAGAUGCACUAAAAUGGUUGUGCCGGAGGUGUCUUCGUAGAUGCAGCACUGAGAUGCUUGUCCUGGUCUAUAUCAUAGGACGGACAUUUUGAUUUUUGCUCCAAAUAAUUUUCAAUGUUCUUUAGACCUGCUCCUGCUGCUCUUACUCCCUUGUGUUUUUUUUUAGAGAUUUGAAAGCCGCUCAACAUUAAAUAUGAUAUUCAAUGCUCGUUGAUGCUUGGCUUGAAACGUUUUUUUCUAACGCCAUCUACUAUGUGCCGUGUGCAGAGAAGAAGACAAC
Messenger RNA from Amoebophrya sp. A25, 5197 nucleotides. NCBI's taxonomy places the organism in Eukaryota, Dinophyceae, Syndiniales, Amoebophryaceae. The record is from the annotation of a GenBank genome assembly.